UGUAGUGUAUGUAAUGUAGGUAGAUAUAGAUUAGUAAUAAAGGAGCUUGUGUGGGUAGGGGCCAUAUAUGAUUCAUUCUGGAAUAAACCGUAAUGUACAUAAGACGUUGUUUAAUUUACUUCAUUGGCUAACGAGGAUUUUCAACGAUAUCGCGGAAGCAUUUCAGUAUAAGUAAUUAGAAUUAUUUACGAAUCAGCUGGGCAUCGAAUCACAACAAUGUCGGUGGGGAGAAUCGGCGAGUUUGAUGUCGCGAGUGGCAACUGGGCGAGGUACGUGGAGCGAUUGGAAAUGUAUUUCCAAAUCAACAAAAUUGAAGAAAAGGAUCAAGUGCCUAUGCUUAUCACGGUCAUUGGUGAUACGGCGUACGCGCUAUUGAGCGAUUUAUUAAGCCCAGGGAAGCCAUCAUCAACAAAAUACAAUGUAAUUGUUUCCACGUUGAAAGAUCACCUGCAACCAAAGGUUUCCAUAAUGGCGGAGCGUUACCGGUUCAGACAAAGGAGGCAAUCGUGCGGCGAAAGUGUUAAAGAUUAUUAUACGGAGCUUAAAAAGUUAUCAAGUGAGUGUGAUUUCGGUGCUAACUUAGAGGACAAUUUACGGGACCAGUUAGUAUGUGGUUUAAAAAGUGACGUAAUUAGACAACGACUUUUUGCGGAGGACAGUCUGAGUUUCAGCCAAGCUGUUAAGAUUGCGUGUUCACUGGAGGCGGCGGAGCGCGAUGCGGCGUCGGUGGAGGUCAUGGGUGCAGGGGGCGGCGGCGCCUCAGCCCAUAGCAACAGCGCGGUACAUGCGCUGACGUCAUCGCGGGCGCGCGGGCCAUCCGGCUCGGCGGCGCAGGGCUCCUACGGCCGCGGGCCUAGUGGGGCGCGGAGAUGGGCUUCGCCGGACACGGCUCGAAGUGCUGAUCAAUCAGCUCAGUGUGAGGCGUGCGGCGCACGCAGCCACGGGAUAAAAGACUGUCGAUUCAGAAGGGCAAUCUGCAGUAAAUGCGGUAAAGAAGGCCACCUACGGCGUGUAUGCCCCGCGUGGGCGGAGCGCGCCGGACACAGAUGGGCGGGAAACAGAGGAUACAAACAGAGCAAAUCUCUGCAUCAUCUAGAUGAAGGAGUACCCGCCCAGGAAGAGGAUGACUCAGCAGAAUGUGAAGAGGAGUUAAACCAACUCUGCUUGAGUGGCUACAAGCCGACAUAAGGAGCUAUUCAGCGGCGGACUGGGUAGAUUCACUGGCGGGAAGGUGAGGCUGCGGGUGCGGGAGGACGCGGUGCCGGUGUUCUGCCGCGCGCGCCCGCUGCCUUUCGCGCUCAAGGAGCGCGUG
This is a messenger RNA of Plutella xylostella (diamondback moth), 1312 nucleotides long. Lineage: Eukaryota; Metazoa; Arthropoda; Insecta; Lepidoptera; Plutellidae. The record is from RefSeq and is a predicted model, not a curated record.